AUGCAUCUCUUCUUUCUGACAGCCGUAGCUUUCGUCAUUACCAGUGUAUCUGUCGACGCAUCAGUCGCGAAAGAUCCACGAGGACACGCUCCCAACAGGACUGAAGUCGAUACCGUAAACGCGAGUUCAAGCACGAGGCUUUUACGAAAAAAUAGUACUGUUGAUCUAGUCGGCGAGGAGAGAGCACCCAGCAUCGUAGAAAAUAUCAAGGCGUUGGUCAAGUCUUCAGCGGUGACUCCAGCGAAGCUUCAGCAAUGGCUAGACGAGCGACUACCUGCGGGGCUAGUGUUCAAGAACAUGAACCUUGACGAACCAAAUAUCUUCUCUUUGUUGCAUGAACCCAACUUUGCUAAGUGGGUUCAGUACGCCGACGACUUGAGUGCCAAGUCAUCUCAUAAAGAAUCUUCAGUGAUCUCCACCCUGACAUCAUUGCACGGCGACAAAGUUGUCUACGACACAAUUCAAGCUGCUAAACUGUAUCCACAACUGAGUGAACUCGCCCUUAAAUUGGAAAAGGACCAGAUACGCUUCUGGAUUGCCACUCGAAAAGACCCCUCGGUGGUUUUUGAGGCCCUCAACCUUAACUGGGCAGGGAUAUCCAUCUUCCCAAAACCUGAAUUUUCCGCUUGGCUCAAGUACGUGGACGAUGUAAACGCAAGACAUCCCAAGGAAGCCCCAUUGUCGAUUAUUCCUACGCUCAAGCAACGUUUUUCUCGAGGUGACGAAGCCGGCACAGACGUACUCCUUAAACUGAUUGCGAACGGGAAAGCAACGACAGAGGCCAAAACUGUCGCCAACAAGGUAGAGAGUGCACUGUUUGACUUCUGGCUCAACAGUCGAGAAACGCCCGACAAAGUUAUGGAUGCGUUCAAAUAUGGCACUACGACUCAAGCUUUCUUGGGGAGUCCACGGUGGAAAGAGUGGGAAAGGUACUUGAGCGCUUACAAUGCGAGAUACCCUGAAAAGAAGGCCACAGCGAUAGAAACGUUAACGCGGAAGUAUGGAGAUGCACAAUUACUCGACACGCUUAUCGGCGCGAGCUCGAAAGGUGAGACGAAAACUCUUGCAGCCAAGUUGCAGGCACAGCAGUUCGAUAGGUGGAUGAACCUUAAAGAGUCUCCCCUCGACGUCUACAACAGGCUACGGUCUUCAUAUGGGGAUACCGCCUUCUUCAACGAGCCGCAACUCAAUGUGUGGGUCUCCUACAUGAAUGUGUUCGUCGACAAGAACCCCAGCAAGGUGGACAAAAUGUUCUUGGAGUUAGGUGACACCUUUGGGGACAUGCGUCUCUUUCGAGUCCUUGGAGAAGCCAAAAAGUUCCCCAAUUUGGAAAGCACUGCAACCAAGCUGCAGAUGGAGAAGGCUUCGACUCUUUUUGCCAGCGGAAAAUCCCCGGAGGGUAUAUUCAAGGUGCUAGCACUUGACAAUGUCGGAGAUGAUAUUCUCAGCAACACGCUGUUCCACAAGUGGCUGGCAUAUCUGCAGAAAUUCAACAAAGAGCACCCAAACAAUCAAGAAUCGUGGUUUGACAUGCUCCGUAUUAGUUACCAACCGUUCGGCGUCGAAAGGAUUAUCGAGACAGGAAGGAAAAAUCCACUCACAAGAUUGAUGGCUGAAAAAGUGGAGAAUGCGUAUCACAACUACUGGUUGGAUAUUAAGAUGGAGCCUAAGACAGCCUUCCGCUCCCUGCAUCUCGACGAAAGCGGUGAGAAGCUCCUUGCCGACCCAAAAUUCAACACGUGGGUGCAGUACCUGAAAACCUUCAACGACCGAUAUCCUAAUGAGAAGACGACAGUCAUCGACGGGCUCAGGGAUAACUCUCAUGACAUAGCUCUACUCCGAAUGUUUUCAGCCGCGAAGAAUGAUCCCAGCACGGAGAAACUCGCUACUGAUCUACAGAGUGCGCUAAUCCUCAAGUGGCAAGAUGCGAAGAAGACACCAGAAGAACUAAAGAGAGUGUUUGUUGGUGUGCCAGCCGCUGAUGAAAUGCUCGACCGGUACAUCAAGCUACUGGCGGUGGCGUCAUCUACGCCAUAA
Phytophthora infestans T30-4 is the source of this 2037-nucleotide messenger RNA. Its product is annotated as secreted RxLR effector peptide protein, putative. The transcript has a single exon. The coding region runs from base 1 to 2037 and encodes 678 amino acids. Lineage: Eukaryota; Oomycota; Peronosporomycetes; Peronosporales; Peronosporaceae. The record is from RefSeq and is a predicted model, not a curated record.